This is a messenger RNA of Caenorhabditis remanei, 513 nucleotides long. RefSeq lists its product as uncharacterized. Gene Ontology annotation, molecular function: zinc ion binding; DNA-binding transcription factor activity; sequence-specific DNA binding. NCBI's taxonomy places the organism in Eukaryota, Metazoa, Nematoda, Chromadorea, Rhabditida, Rhabditidae. The transcript has 3 exons. The coding region runs from base 1 to 513 and encodes 170 amino acids. The record is from RefSeq and is a predicted model, not a curated record. Gene Ontology annotation, biological process: regulation of DNA-templated transcription.
AUGAGCAGCACCUCUUCUCAAAAAUGUGCAGUUUGUGGACGUCUAACCAGUUUAUUUAACUAUGGGGCUCAUUCAUGCAGUGCGUGUGGAUCGUUUUUCCAAAGGUCCCUGACAACUCCAAAAUAUUUUGAAGAUUGUGAAAACAAUGAAUGUUGCUUCCAAGACUUCCAAAGAGCUAUUCAUACCGAUUUCACAAAUGUGUUGAAGUGGAAACUCGAUUUUACAAAGUUUCUAUCAUCUCAAGAUUUGAAGUCGUUCCUCAAAACCGUUCAUUUCACCCACGCAAUACUAUCAUCUGCUUGGAGAUCGUAUCCUCUGAAACAAGAAUUCAUGUCAUUCCCAGACGGUCUUGAUAUCUUUCCGGAAUGUGUCAAAGACGUGUCAUGUAUCAGUUCUAACCUAUUGAAUAAAAUCCGGUGUCUGUUGAUCAACCGGUUUAAAGAAUUGAAAAUCACACAAGAAGAAUACUUGUUGCUCAGUGCGAUUGUGUUUUCGAAUCCUGGUAUGACUUAG